Spinacia oleracea (spinach) is the source of this 1475-nucleotide messenger RNA. RefSeq names its product pectate lyase. The record is from RefSeq and is a predicted model, not a curated record. Gene Ontology annotation, molecular function: pectate lyase activity. Lineage: Eukaryota; Viridiplantae; Streptophyta; Magnoliopsida; Caryophyllales; Amaranthaceae. The coding region runs from base 135 to 1475 and encodes 446 amino acids. The transcript is spliced from 4 exons.
AACUGCUCAAAAAAGGUUGUUAAGUUAAUUAUAUAAAUAAAGCAUCUCUUAAUUCCUCUAUCUGUUGAAUUAACCAUUGUACAAUAAUUUAAUUCAUUAAAGCCUUUUGGUUAAUUCAACCUCAAAAAAGAAGCAUGGGGAAACAAGAUUUAUUGUUUCUCCUAUUGUGUUCUUUAUCGUAUGCCGUCUUGGCUUUGUCACAAAAUACAACUUCGGAAUCAGAUGAGAACUAUUGGAAACUACGUGAGGAAAAGGCUAAGAAAGGAAUUCAGGGUGCCUACCACCCUCAUCCCUUUAAUGUCACAAAUCAUCUUAACUUCCGAACUCGAAUUUUACAAAGCAGGUGGUCAGAGGAUGAACAUGUAGGAAUAAACAGCACAAGGAGGGCAUUAGCAAAGAGAUACAAGAAAAGUUGCAUGUUCUUCAACGCAAUCGAUGCAUGUUGGAGGUGUCAAGCCGACUGGGAGAAGAAGAGGCGAAAGCUAGCCAAGUGCGCGUUAGGGUUCGGACGAGGGACUACCGGUGGCAAGGCCGGUCGCAAGUACUUAGUCACUGACCCAACUGACAAUGAUAUGGUGAACCCAAAACCCGGAACCCUAAGGCAUGCAGUCAUCCAACUUGAGCCAUUAUGGAUUGUAUUUGCUCACCCUGUUAUGGUAAUUAGGCUCAACCAAGAGCUUAUUAUGACUAGUAAUAAGACCAUUGAUGGUCGAGGUUCACAUGUGGUUAUUGAAGGGGGUGCUGGAAUCACUGUCCAGUAUGUAGAGAACGUCAUCAUCCAUGGAAUUAGGUUUGUGGAUAUAGUUCCUGGUUCUGGAGGAAUGAUUAGGGAUUCAGUUAACCAUUACGGAUUCAGGACUGAAAGUGAUGGGGAUGCCAUUUCUAUCUUUGGAUCACAUCAUGUUUGGAUUGAUCAUUGUUCUUUCUCCAAAGCUGCGGAUGGGAUCAUUGAUGUCAUCAAAGGCUCAACCGCCGUUACUAUUUCCAAUUGCCAUAUGACUAAUCAUGACAAGGUAUUUUUGUUUGGAGCAUCAGACACACACUUUGAAGAUAGGAAUAUGCAAAUAACAAUUGCGUUUACUCACUUUGGAAAAGGAUUGGUGCAAAGGAUGCCAAGGUGUAGAAUGGGAUUCUUUCAUAUAGUCAAUAACGACUACACUCAUUGGCUAAUGUAUGCCAUUGGUGGUGGCAUGAACCCAACCAUUAUAAGCGAGGGCAACCGAUUCAUUGCCCCUCCUAACCCAAGAGCUAAAGAGGUUACACACAGACAGAUACCAAAUUCGCCAUGGGACAGUGGAACAUGGAUUUCAAACAGAGAUGUGCUGAUAAAUGGUGCUACCUUCAAGGAGUCGCGCGCAAGUCUGCAAUUACGUCAAGUCCAAAGUAAGAUUAUAAUGCCAAUGGAUGGGAGAUACGCCGGACGCGCAACCAAAUACGCCGGACCAUUGAAAUGUGUACCACACCUGGCUUGUUGA